This is a messenger RNA of Corythoichthys intestinalis (scribbled pipefish), 2427 nucleotides long. It is a transcript of the gene flad1, whose product is annotated as flavin adenine dinucleotide synthetase 1. Gene Ontology annotation, molecular function: FMN adenylyltransferase activity. The transcript has 11 exons. The coding region runs from base 410 to 1969 and encodes 519 amino acids. Lineage: Eukaryota; Metazoa; Chordata; Actinopteri; Syngnathiformes; Syngnathidae. Gene Ontology annotation, biological process: FAD biosynthetic process. The record is from RefSeq and is a predicted model, not a curated record.
UGUUGUCAGGCACAGGUCUGACAAUGCUCGGCUGCUUUGCGACUAUAGAUAAUGAAACUUAAUUAAUCAGUUUAAAAUAAAACAUACAGAUAAAUUACAUAAUGUUGCGACUUACGUUUAAAAGUACUUUCACAUUCCCUACGUUACAAUUUAGGACAGGACCUUCGUUCUGUUUACUUCCGCAUUGUUAUGCAAAGACCCGCCUUCGGAAUUUGGAUUGGCUACCUUGCCAAAAAGAACCAAUUCCGUGGUGAUGAUUGGACAGGAACUGUUAUGUCAUUUGACUGGCAAGGACUGCAGCUGUCUCGAGGAGGAAACAUUUCGACACUAGCUCUUCUUGGUAUGAGCUGUUAGGAAACAAGGAGAGCUGAGCAGUGUAUUAAUUGAAGAUGCCCCCGAUGGAUUCUUCAUGUUGAUCCCGCAUUUUUUCAAACUGCAUCGAGCGGAGGUGCGCAUCAGGAGACUGACAUCGCAGCUGACCAGAGCGGCGAUGUCCACCACCAUGGCCAACGGUGAGGCUCCUACUGCAGCCAUCCUUAUUAUUGGGGAUGAGAUACUUAAGGGGCACACUGUGGACACUAACAGUGCCUUUCUUACACGAGCGUUAAGGAAGCUCGGUGUGUCUGUGCAGCGUAUAACAGUCAUUCCAGACAUCCAGGAGGUCAUCGCCAAAGAAGUGGCUCUUCAGUCUUCACAGCACACUCACCUCAUUACCUCAGGCGGAAUCGGGCCCACCCAUGAUGACGUCACUUUUGAGAGCGUUGCUAUGGCCUUCCAAGAGGAGGUCUAUCCCCACCCUGAACUCUCACGGUUGGUGGAAGAGUUCUUCGGGGUGGUGGACAAAAGCAGCCCGGCCAUGAAGUUGGCCAUGGUGCCUCGAUCAGCCAAACUCAACUUUGGAACAGACUCGCAGACGGGAAAACCCCUUCGCUAUCCGCUGGUGAGCGUGCGUAAUGUGUAUAUUUUCCCCGGUAUACCGUCUCUAAUGGAGAGAGCAUUUAAUGGGCUGGAACACCUUUUUGCUAGUUCAGGAACCACUUUUCAUACACGCGAGGUGUUUGUGGCUGCAGAUGAAGCGGAAAUUGCCCCUGUGCUCACUAAACUGCAGGCCUCCUGGGGUCGCAAGGUUGCUUUGGGCUCAUAUCCCGACUGGUUGAGCAACUACCAUCGAGUCAGGCUGGUCCUGGACUCGAACAGCCAGGAGGAGGUGGACAAAGCCCGGGCACAGCUUAUUGAAGAGCUGCCCAAAGAAAGUGUUGUGCCUUUGGUGAAAGACCCUGUAUCCAUUGCCACCGCCGAGGUGUACAUGUUAGCCAACAGUGGCACACCGCUCGGCGAGAAAGUUGCGUCUGCACUGAAAACGGUCGAAGCGGCGCUGGAUCAGUAUUCCACGGAGGAAGUCUGCAUCGGGUUUAACGGCGGCAAGGACUGCACAGCCCUGCUGCAUCUCUACUACGCAGCAAUGAAGAGGCGCUACCCGGACAGUAAAGACAAGGUGAAAGCUCUUUACAUCCGCAUUGUCUCACCAUUCUCGGAAAUGGAGCGGUUCCUUCAGGAUACUAUAAAAAGGUAUGACUUGGAUCUGUUCGCCGUGGAGGGCAGUAUUCGGCAGGCUUUGAUCGAGGUUCAGGAGCGGAGGCCCGAACUGAAAGCCGUCCUGAUGGGCACCAGAAGGAGUGACCCUUACUCUCACACCCUCACCCCUAUGUGUCCCACUGACCCCGACUGGCCAUCCUACAUGAGAGUCAACCCGUUACUGGACUGGACUUAUCAUGACAUUUGGUCCUUCUUGAGGACUUUAUAUGUGCCCUACUGCAUUCUCUAUGAUAAAGGGUACACGUCACUGGGAAGCAUGGACAACACGUGUCGAAACGCGGCGCUGCAGGUGGUCGACAGCAGGGGUGUGAAGCGUUACCAGCCGGCUUACCUGCUGGAAAAUGAGGAAGAGGAGCGAAACUCUCGUGUGUAAUGAUGUAUCACCUGUACGAAAUCAUGGAUGUGUGUUCUCGUUUUUGUUUUUUUGUUUUUUAAUCUAAUUUAGUAGCAGAAAGAGCGGUUAAAGAAGAGUUUUGUUUGUUUGCAUAAUUGUGAAUGUUUAUGUUACUGAUCAAGUAGCUGCUGCUGAUUAAAGUCAUCUUUAUCUAUAGAUGUGUGGUUGUUUCAAAAUACAAUAGAUUCAUCUUAAGUGUGAAUUGUUGUUUUGUCAUUCAGUCUAACAAAUGACCCAGAAAAACUACUGUUUAACUACAAAUUCCUCAUGAAAUACAGAUUAACAUCACAGCAAAACAUACGUAUAUAGGCUUUAUAUAAUCCGUGAGUAGUGUUAGUGAUGUUAAGAAGAAUACAGAUCUCACUUAUAAAAACAAAUUAAAGUAAUACAUUAAGUACACUGGCAAAAAAACAGAUGCUAAACAUUGGGUUUUGCUG